Rhineura floridana is the source of this 2306-nucleotide messenger RNA. It is a transcript of the gene TMEM163, whose product is annotated as transmembrane protein 163. Bases 403 to 1236 code for a protein of 277 amino acids. Lineage: Eukaryota; Metazoa; Chordata; Lepidosauria; Squamata; Rhineuridae. Gene Ontology annotation, molecular function: zinc ion binding. The record is from RefSeq and is a predicted model, not a curated record. The transcript is spliced from 8 exons. Gene Ontology annotation, cellular component: synaptic vesicle membrane.
UUUCUGGCUAACUGCAGUUUAGCAGCGCUGCUCCUGGUAGAUAACGGGAGAUCUCGGCAAGGGUUUGAAUCCGAGUCCGAAGAGCCGCCGCCAGCUCUUGAGCCCCUCCGACUGGGGAGGUUGGGAAGGGGAAUUGGAGCGCGCGCUCCUCCGCCUUGUGGACGGUGGGAGGAGCCGAGCGACCGGGGAGAACGCCGGUGGGUCCCACCUGCAGUUGAUGUGCGAGAAGGAGCGGCCAGGGCAAAGCAAGGCAAGGGACAAUUUCUUUCGCUGCAUGCCUGGCGUAUUAGACGGAACCUUUACGUCUCCUCCGCUCGCUCUUUUCCCGCUCCGCGUUCUCUGUUGCUGUCUCGUCCUUCUUCUCCCCCUUUGCUGCUUCGCUUUCUGCCACCUUGCCGAACUAUGGAGACGUCCGGAGAUGAGCUGAGCAGCACCCCCGAACCUACCAUCGUGCAGCCUUCCGGACCCACUUCUCCUCCGCCAGCCUACCCUUCCCGGGGCCCGCAGCAAGGGGAGCCGCUGCGCUUGGGGGAGGAGGUGCAGUUCAGUGAAGAGCUGGAAGAUAGAGGUUUACUAGAAAGCAGUACAAGACUAAAACCUCAUGAAGCUCAAAGCUACAGGAAGAAGGCACUGUGGGUUUCGUGGGCCUCCAUUAUUGUCACAUUGGCUCUGGCAGUUGCUGCCUUCACUGUCUCCGUAAUGAGGUACAGUGCUUCAUCAUUUGGAUUUGCUUUUGAUGCCACUUUGGAUGUGUUGUCAUCGGUGAUAGUUCUGUGGCGCUACAGCAACGCAGCUGCAGUACAUUCAGCACACAGAGAAUACAUAGCCUGUGUCAUCUUGGGUGUGAUAUUUCUCCUAUCUUCUCUGUGUAUAGUGAUCAAAGCCAUUCAUGACCUUGCAAUUAAAUUGCUUCCAGAAGUGGAUAACUUUCUAUACAGUGUUUCUGUUUUAAGUGGAAUCCUUUGCACUACCUUAGCAGUGAUCAAAUUUAUGUUGGGGAAUGUGCUUACAAGCAGGGCAUUGUUAACUGAUGGUUUCAACUCUCUGGUAGGAGGAAUAAUGGGAUUCUCCAUACUUAUAAGCGCAGAAGUUUUUAAACACAAUGCUUCUGUUUGGUAUCUGGAUGGAAGUAUAGGCAUUCUAAUUGGACUGACAAUAUUUACCUAUGGAGCUAAGCUACUUAUGGACAUGGUUCCCCGUGUACGGCAAACACGUCAUUAUGAAAUGUUUGAAUAAAGAUAGAGCUUCGUGAACUGAAUAGAUUUUGCAAAAUGUGAUGACGUCCUACAUCCUGGCAAGUGGUGCCAAUUAUAUUUACAAGAUUGCACUUUGUUUCUCAUGGUAUAUUCUUUUUACAUUAUAUUUUCAAGAGGAGGUCUAUCUGUACAAUUAGGCAAAUACGUGCACCGCUUAGAACUUGGCAAAAGUAGCAACAGCAGCCGUUUUCUUUUGUGUGUGCUAUUUAAAAUCCUGCAAGCGGUAAUUGAAAUGAACAAAGUUCACAGUUCUAAUCAAGCUGCUAUGUUUUGUCUUCUGGAAUUUCAAGAGUUCUUAAACUCAACAACUGCCUGUAGAAAUGAGCCAAAUCCAAAAGGGUAGCCACAGUAGUUUCUUACCAUGGCACCUUAAGGACUAACAGGUUUAUUAUGGCAUGAGCUUCUAUAGGCAAGGGACUACUCCAUCCAGUAUAGACAAGAGAUGGCUUUUAGUUAUGUUGCCAACAACGUUCCAGGAUGUGCCAGCAAAAUGAAACAUUGCCAAUUUCUUCUGCAUAGAACUCCGUGGUAUAUUGUACUUAGCUCAUGGAUGCCGACAGACACCACUUGAUGCAUGGAAUUAAUUCUUCCCCUACAGCAGAUGAUGUCCCAGCCUCAAAACAACCCCUUCCUCCAAACUGCCCCAUAUUCAGAUUCAAAUUAUCUGGUGAUAAUUUCAUACUAUUUUAUAAAAUUCUCUGCACUACAUAAAUUUGAAGAAACACAUACAAUAUAUUAAGCUGCACAGGUAAAAUAAGCACAAGGUGUAUGAUAUGCAGGCAAAGCCAAAAAAUAAAAAGAGGGGUACAGAUUGAUUAUAUGUAUUUGAUUAUAUCAUGCACAUAUGGCAGUAUGUAUGGGUAAAUACAUGGGUGUCCUAUUGUCUGGUAAAAGUGAAGCAGUGGUGGUUUCAAGCUGGUAGUAAGAUAGCCUUUCUGUUAGGCUAUUCUGUAGGUGUUCCAUGUUCCCACCCACCAUCUCAUGUAAUUUAAUGUCUGGAUUACAAGUUAUGAUUCCUACCAUGUAAAUCAAUAAAGCUGUUACCUAUUU